Nematocida major is the source of this 1320-nucleotide messenger RNA. Its product is annotated as tubulin alpha. The transcript has a single exon. Gene Ontology annotation, cellular component: cytoplasm; microtubule. Gene Ontology annotation, molecular function: structural constituent of cytoskeleton; GTP binding. NCBI's taxonomy places the organism in Eukaryota, Fungi, Microsporidia. Bases 1 to 1320 code for a protein of 439 amino acids. The record is from RefSeq and is a predicted model, not a curated record. Gene Ontology annotation, biological process: microtubule cytoskeleton organization; mitotic cell cycle.
AUGAGAGAAAUACUUUCAAUCCACGUCGGACAGGGUGGAAUACAAAUGGGAAACGCAAAUUGGGAACUCUACUGCCUAGAGCACGGAAUACUCCCCAACGGAAAAGUAGACAAAGAAGCAAACAAGCCAAUCGACUCAGCCUCCUCCUUUUUCUCAGAAACAAGCACAGGAAACAUGGUCCCAAGAGCCCUCAUGGUAGAUCUGGAGCCAGGCGUAAUCGACACGAUAAAAACAAGCGCCUACAGGAACCUCUAUCACCCCUCGCAGCUCAUCGCAGGAAAAGAAGACGCAGCAAAUAACUACGCAAGAGGCCACUACACAGUCGGAAAGAACAUCAUAGAACCAGCAGUAGAGCAGAUCAGAAGACUCGUAGAUAACUGCGACUCUCUCCAGGGAUUCUUCAUCUUCCACUCCUUCGGGGGAGGAACAGGAUCGGGACUUGGAACCCUCAUCCUCGAAAGACUCUCCCAGAUAUACGAGAAGAAGAGUAAGCUGGAAUUCGCAAUAUACCCAGCCCCCCAGGUCUCGAACUCAGUCGUAGAGCCGUAUAACUCAGUACUCACCACGCACAUGACACUAGAGCACGCAGAUUGCUCCUUCCUCGUGGAUAAUGAAGCAAUUUACGAUAUGUGCAAGGGACUCGGAAUACACAGGCCAGAUUACGUAGAUCUUAACAGAGUUAUCGCUCAGGUCGUCAGCUCAAUAACUGCGUCCCUGAGAUUCCCAGGAUCCCUGAACGUAGACCUCGCAGAGUUCCAGACGAACCUCGUCCCGUACCCAAGGAUUCACUUCCCGCUUAUCGCUUACUCCCCUAUUGUAUCAGCAGAGGGAGCAGCACACGAACAGCUUAGCGUAACGGAAAUAACGACAGCUUGCUUUGAGGCACAGAAUCAGCUCGUUAAGUGCGAUACGAGGAGGGGUAAGUAUAUCGCAUGCUGCCUCCUUUUCAGGGGAGAUAUCAACACGAAAGACGUUAAUAUCGCAACAGGAAUCGUAAAGAGCAAGAAGGGAGAUAGGUUCGUGGAAUGGUGCCCAACAGGAUUUAAGAUCGGAAUCAAUAAUGAGCCCCCGACAGCACUCCCGGGAGGAGCAAUGCCUCCCCUCAAGAGAGCUGUUUGCGCUCUCAGCAAUACAACGGCUAUUGUCGAGGCUUGGAAGAGACUCAGCCAAAAGUUCGACCUCAUGUACAGUAAGAGGGCUUUCGUCCACUGGUACGUCGGAGAGGGCAUGGAAGAGGGAGAGUUUAGCGAGGCACGGGAAGACCUCGCAACCCUCGAGGCAGACUACCACGAUCUUGCAGGGGAGAUGAUCCUCGAGUAA